UUCUUUCUUGCAUCCCCCCCCCCCCCCCCCCCUCUUUUUCUGUUAUCAAACCAAUAAAAUAAUAUCUUCACCACAACUAACAAGAAAAUGGAAAUCAAACCAGGUUUAUCAGCUAUAGUCACUGGCGGUGCCUCUGGAAUCGGGAGAGCGCUUAGUUUAGCUCUUGGAGAGAAGGGGAUAUUCGUGACUGUUAUUGAUUUCUCUGAAGAAAAAGGAAAGGAAGUUGCGUCACUUGUCGAGAAAGAGAAUGCCAAAUUCCAUCCCAAUUUGGGAUUUCCGUCUGCUCUUUUUAUUAGAUGCGAUGUAUCAAAAUCAAGAGAUUUAGCUGCUGCUUUUGAGAAGCAUGUGGCAACAUAUGGAGGGAUGGAUAUUUGUAUUAAUGGUGCUGGAAUCAGUAAUCCCAUACCAUUUUAUGAAGAUAAAACAGACGGUACUCAUUCGUGGAAGCAUACUGUUAAUGUGAACUUGCUUGCAGUAAUUGAUUGUACUCACCUUGCGAUAAACAGUAUGCUAGCUGCGCAGAAGCCUGGAGUUAUUAUAAAUUUGGGAUCUUCUUCUGGUCUUUAUCCAAUGUAUCAAGAUCCUAUCUACGCUGGCUCUAAAGGUGGUGUUGUUAUGUUCACUAGAUCACUUGUUCCGUAUAAACGCCGGGGUAUACGCAUCAAUGUGCUUUGCCCUGAGUUUGUCAAAACAGAGAUGGGAGAGAAAGUCGAUUCUAAAUUUAUUGACAUGGUGGGAGGCUUUGUUCCUAUGAAAAUGGUUGUCAAAGGUGCUUUUGAGCUUAUCAGUGAUGAGAGUAAAGCUGGUUCUUGCCUAUGGAUUACAAAUCGUAGGGGCAUGGAGUAUUGGCCCACUCCCAUGGAAGAAGCAAAAUACUUGGUGCGUUCUUCAAAUUCCAAAAGAAGAGUGUCAUACCAAGCCCCAGUGAACCUUCAACUUCCUCUGAGUUAUGAGAAACUAGUUGUUCAGACCUUGAGCCAUAAUUUUCGCAAUGCUACCCGCAUAGUGCGCGUACCAUUGAGAUUACCCAUUGGAUCACAUCAAGUUCUUGUGAAAGUCAUUUAUGCUGGUGUAAAUGCUAGUGAUGUGAACUUCAGCUCAGGUCGUUAUUUCUCUGGCAAGAACCAAGACCUUACCUCCAGUCUUCCAUUUGAUGUUGGUUUUGAGGCAGUGGGAAUAAUUGCAGCAGUGGGGGAAUCUGUCACUGACUUGAAAGUUGGCACUCCUGCUGCACUCAUGACUUUUGGGAGUUAUACUGAAUUCACAGUGGUUCCAGCAAAACAUAUCCUUCCCGUACCUAGACCAGAUCCUGAAGUUGUUGCCUUGCUGACUUCAGGGAUGACUGCAUCAAUUGCUCUUGAAAAGUGUGGACAAAUGAAAUCUGGAGAAGCAGUUGUUGUGACUGCUGCUGCAGGAGGGACUGGUCAAUUUGCUGUCCAGCUAGCAAAAUUGGCAGGAAAUACAGUUGUUGCAACUUGUGGAGGUAACGAAAAGGCAAUUCUUUUAAAACAACUGGGAGUUGAUCGAGUCAUAGAUUAUAAAGCUGAAGAUAUUAAAACGGUUCUAAAAAAGGAGUUUCCAAAAGGGAUUGACAUCAUCUAUGAAUCUGUUGGUGGUGACAUGUUUGAUUUAUGCUUGAAUGCUUUGGCGAUGCACGGACGACUCAUUGUGAUCGGAAUGAUUUCUCAGUAUCAAGGAGAGCAUGGAUGGACACCAGCUAAUUAUACAGGACUCUGUGAGAAGAUUUUAGCAAGAAGUCAAACUGUGGCUGGUUUUUUCCUUCUACAACAUACUCACUUGUGGGCACAACAUCUAGACAGACUAUAUAACAUGUUCGCUUCUGGAAAGCUCAAGGUUGUGUUAGACCAAAAAAGAUUUGACGGUGUCCAUUCUGUUGCGGAUGCUGUUGAGUACCUUCAUUCGGGUAAAAGCGUUGGCAAGGUUGUCGUCUGCAUCGAUCCAAGCUUCAGUGAACAAAAGUCAAAAUUAUGAGCAUUUGCUGUGAAAUUACCUCUCAACGGCCGCCUCUGGUUUAAUAAAUUAGUUUAUGGUUGGAAGAAGAUUCGACCCUAUCUCACUCUGGGUUUGCAGCUGGUCCAAAGAUGCUAGUUAAACAAUCCUAAGAAAAUCCAUCAAAAUGGAGAGCCAACAUGUUAAGUGCAAAUCGAAUAGAAAUUAAAUAUGGCCGGGGGGUAAGAGUGGAAUAUGAGUGGUGAUAUGGAUUUUCGCUGAGAUCAAGCACAUAGACCUCAGUUUCUGAGUAUAAUUAGAGCAUUGGUAUCUGUCAUGCGGAUCAGUGGACAUGACAAAAGAAAUUGAAGGGUCUAUCCAGAUCAUCUUAUCUGUUGAGUUCUGUCAAAUAAACCACAAUAACGAAACCUUUUACCAAGGUUUGAGUUUCAACAGUUUCACCGUUUUUUUAAUGCAAAUGGAUUUUUCUUUUGUUACGUUAA
This is a messenger RNA of Populus nigra (black poplar), 2453 nucleotides long. RefSeq lists its product as uncharacterized. The record is from RefSeq and is a predicted model, not a curated record. Lineage: Eukaryota; Viridiplantae; Streptophyta; Magnoliopsida; Malpighiales; Salicaceae. Gene Ontology annotation, cellular component: mitochondrion. The coding region runs from base 88 to 1992 and encodes 634 amino acids. The transcript is spliced from 18 exons. Gene Ontology annotation, molecular function: oxidoreductase activity.